Molecule: messenger RNA, 1008 nt
Organism: Mauremys mutica (yellowpond turtle)
Lineage: Eukaryota; Metazoa; Chordata; Testudines; Geoemydidae
Product: C-type lectin BpLec-like
Exons: 6
Coding region: 263-748 (161 amino acids)
Molecular function (GO): signaling receptor activity
Source: RefSeq, a predicted model, not a curated record
UCUCACCCUAACCAAGGCUUCCUGAUGGUCCCAGCUCAGCUGCUGGGUGGCUCACAGAGUCUCGGUUUGCUGUGGACUGGGACCCUUGUAUUUGUCAACUGUGCUGAUUUGCAUGUUCAGCAUCCUCAGCUCCUCCCUUUCUUGCCUCCCUGCACCCUCAGUAAGUCUAUAAAUACCCCGGAGAUCCAGCGCCCUGCACAGGCUGAGCUCCGAUCCUCAUCGCUCCAGACCAGCCGCCCAGACAGACCGGGGAAGUGAGAAGAUGGGGCCAGUCGCCUACUUCAGCCUCUGCCUCCUCGGCUGCCUGAUCUUUAACCCCUCGCUGGAAGGGGCACAGGCUGGGCCCUGUCCCAGGGGCUGGCUACUCUUCCACGGCUACUGCUAUGGAUACUUCACCCAAGGGAAAACCUGGAUAGAGGCUGAGGCUCACUGCCAGCACCAGAGGCCCGGGGCCCAUCUCGUCUCCAUUCACAGUGCUGGAGAAAAUAACAUGCUGGCCCAUUACAUCAAGCGGUACCACAAAAUUUACAGUUUUUUCUGGAUUGGACUGUGGGAUCUUGAGGCGAAUCAAUGCUGGAGAUGGUCAGAUAAUUCCCCGUUCACUUUCAGAGCUUGGGAUAAGGGGCAACCCAAUAAUCUGGUGGGAAACGAGCACUGUGCGGUGUUAUUUUACCAUAAAGGUUUUCCGAAAUGGCACGAUUAUCCCUGUGACUCCAAAUUCGCUUUCAUGUGUAAGCGCAAAGCCUAGGGGAGGCAGGUCGCCUGCACCUGAGGGCUCCCAACACCUGGGCUGUGAGUGAAUCGGGUCCCUCCCGCUCCCCAGGGAGACCAGGUCCUGUGUCCCCGGCUGCAAAGUCCCUUCUGCAAAGCAUCGCUGAGUUACGCUGUGUCACUCCCGCUCUGCUCUGCCCCCUUCUCUCCCUGUCGCACCCGCGCUCUGCUCUUCUCAGCCAUCUCAGCACAGUGCAGUGAUAAUAAACUUUCCCGCCAGCAUUCAGCUCAGUGUGU